Molecule: messenger RNA, 467 nt
Organism: Schizosaccharomyces octosporus yFS286
Lineage: Eukaryota; Fungi; Ascomycota; Schizosaccharomycetes; Schizosaccharomycetales; Schizosaccharomycetaceae
Product: U6 snRNP-associated protein Lsm5
Exons: 4
Coding region: 50-292 (80 amino acids)
Biological process (GO): mRNA splicing, via spliceosome
Cellular component (GO): Lsm1-7-Pat1 complex; U6 snRNP; U4/U6 x U5 tri-snRNP complex
Molecular function (GO): RNA binding
Source: RefSeq, a predicted model, not a curated record
AGUGAAUAGGUUUGCAGUUGGAUGGUACAAACCAUACUACUAAAACACCAUGUCGAUGACAAUUUUACCUUUAGAGUUAAUUGACAAAUGCGUUGGAUCAAACUUGUGGGUGAUUAUGAAGAGUGAGAGAGAAUUCGUUGGUACUUUAAUUGGUUUUGAUGAUUAUGUGAACAUCGUUUUGAGAGAUGUUACCGAACAUGACACGAUUCAUGGUACAACAGAAAAACAUUCGGAAAUGCUUUUGAAUGGAAAUGGGAUGUGCAUGUUGAUUCCUGGAGGCAAACCCGAAUAAAAAGCGUACGAACUAAAAUUAUUUGUGUUUCUAUGGAGACUAUGUAAUACGAGAUUAGUCUGAAGAAGUAGUUGAUGUGGAGAAUCCAUGAUUUUUGAAUUGGACGCUAAUGUAAGAGAAGAGUACGAGUGUGAGUAACGCAUUAAACGUCAAGAAAGAAACGUAUAAAUGUAAU